Messenger RNA from Oncorhynchus nerka (sockeye salmon), 2475 nucleotides. RefSeq names its product interleukin-11-like. The transcript has 3 exons. Gene Ontology annotation, molecular function: growth factor activity; cytokine activity. Gene Ontology annotation, biological process: positive regulation of cell population proliferation; positive regulation of MAPK cascade. The record is from RefSeq and is a predicted model, not a curated record. Gene Ontology annotation, cellular component: cytoplasm. Bases 53 to 436 code for a protein of 127 amino acids. Lineage: Eukaryota; Metazoa; Chordata; Actinopteri; Salmoniformes; Salmonidae.
ACAUGCGUUCGAGACAGACCCAGAACAGCAUAGAUUUAAGUCCCUGCCACUAAUGAACAACAGGGCCAGUGACAUCAACUCCCUUGAGAUGAGACCCACUCUCUCUCAGCUCCACGCGGACCUGAAGUCGUUUGAGCACCAUUUUGCCUGGUUGAGCAGAGCGUCAAGGAAACACCACCACCCUGCUCUCCCUAAACUGGGACAGAUGAUGUCACUCAUCAAGUCUCUCACCAGCAUGCUAGAGCAUCAGAUGAUGAGAGUUGAUGCUCAGCGUCUCUCUCCUCCCUCUCCCUCGAUGCCGCCUCCUCCCCCCUCCCAGUUUGAUGUGUUACAGUCUUCCCAGGAGCUGCUACUACAGUUCAGACUCUUCUGUGAUUGGGCCCAACGAGUGUUCUCAGUGCUCAGUACAAAGUCCAAAAUGUCUGCAGUACAAUGAUGAUUCCUGAAGUGCUAUAGUCUAUAGGGAUACACAGAAUCCCCACUACAACCAAUGGGGAUCUACUAGCUUCAACCGGCACUACAACCAAUGAUGAUCCAAGAAAUCCACACUACAGCCAAUGAUGAUCCAAGAAAUCCCCACUGCAGCCAAUGAUGAUCCAAGAAAUCCACACUACAGCCGAUGAUGAUCCAAGAAAUCCCCACUACAGCCAAUGAUGACCCAAGAAAUCCACACUACAGCCAAUGAUGAUCCAAGAAAUCGACACUACAGCCAAUGAUGAUCCAAGAAAUCCCCACUACAGCCAAUGAUGACCCAAGAAAUCCCCACUACAGCCAAUGAUGACCCAAGAAAUCCCCACUGCAGCCAAUGAUGAUCCAAGAAAUCGACACUACCACCAAUGAUGAUCCAAGAAAUCCACACUACAGCCGAUGAUGAUCCAAGAAAUCCACACUACAGCCAAUGAUGACCCAAGAAAUCCACACUACCACCAAUGAUGAUCCAAGAAAUCCACACUACAGCCAACGAUGAUCCAAGAAAUCCACACUACAGCCAAUGAUGAUCCAAGAAAUCCACACUACAGCCAACGAUGAUCCAAGAAAUCCACACUACAGCCAAUGAGGAUUCAAGAUUAGGAUUCACUACAACCUUGCACUGUUGUCACUGACCCUCCAUCCUCAUUGUAGCCAAUGAGAGACCUCCAUAUUCAAACUACAGCCUAUGAGGAUCCACCAUAUUCACACUAUUACAACCAGUAAUGGUCUCCAAUAUUCACAAACACGUCACUGCCACACCAUCCUCUCUCUUAAAUACCUUGUUCCUGACUGUGUUAUUUAUCUAUUUAUUUAUUUAUUUACUUAUUUAUUUGAUGUCAUUAUUUAUUUGAUUUUGUAACGUGUCACAUAUCAUUUUUACUUUAUUGUUGUGAAUUUAAUUCCUUGUACCUUGUCAAUACUCCUAUUUUGUUCUCGCUCUACCCUUCCUCCCAAACUAAACAAGGAGACCACACCGUAGCACUUCCUGACUUCUUGCAGUCUCUAAAGAUAUGGAUUGUAUUUUCAACUAUAUAAACCUGUCUCUCUUUACACAGAGUAGCCUAUUUCCGCCAGUAGAUGUAGCAAACAUACUUGGCUUGUAGCAAGCAUAUCUUGGGAGAGCGUACAUGUAUUUUUCUUACAGUGCUGUUCUUUACCUUGUAGAUUUAGGGUUACUCAUAGAAUCUUCUGAACAUGUUAAAUGUGCCACCUGUUUGGUUUUGUAAACUGUUAAGAAAGAGAAUAAUGAACCAUGCCUCAAUCAGGAUGUCAACACAACAUAGGAGGGUAGAUCGUUUUUCCAUGGGUUUAGUUGCUAUAAGUGGCUGUGUCCCACAUGGAUAAAUAACAGGUGGUAUAUCUAACACAGGUGGUAUAUCUAAAGGUUUAUGAAUAUGCCCUGUUGCUAAGCACUGAUCUAGGACCUGAUCUAAUCUCUUUGCACAAAUUUGUUAGGAUUAGCCUUUUGAGUCAGCUGAUCCUGAAUCUGUGCCUUGGUACACAUAAUGUUUGAGCGUUUUAGUGACAUAAAUAAGAAAUGAAAAAACACCCCAUGCCUUAAAAUACUAUGUAUUGUGAUACUACGGUUCUGCACAGUUGUACAUACUUGUACAAUAAUGUAAAUUGUUGUAUACAAUGCAAUUGUGUAGUAUAGUUUUCUAUGAUAUAAAUGUAAAAUACUCUCAAUGCUAUCCCUAUCAUUUUGUCGCAAUAUCAAUAUUAUUCUAUUCUAGUAUUUUGUGACAGUAUUUACUAUUUAUUUAAGUUACUUUGGUGGAACUAUUUAUUUGCGCUGCAGAGGAGCAAGUCUCCUGUUGUUUUUGUACUUUUAUACUGUUUUUAUUCAUAAUUACCAUUAUCAUUGCUACCAUCCAUGUUGAAAUCAUUGUAGUUCCAUGCCUGAACGCUGUGGAAAACCUUGUGCUUGGGGUCUCCAGCACACAGACUGACUGAUUGGCCUAAAUGUGAAAUGUGUGCCUUGAAAAUUAAAAAAAAAAGUUAAUA